AUGAGGGCAGAGGGCAUUAUGGAGGGUUUCCUUCAUCAUAUGGCACCGCAGUUUUUGCACCCAGCGUUGCAGAGUUUUGGAUGUGGAGCGUUUAGGCCAAUAGGGGGCGCGUUUCAUCCCCUAUAUCCCGGAAAAGCAUUUGCAAGACAUUUGGGUGAACAGUACGCUCUCGGUCAAAGUGUCGGUCAAGCUCUGAGAAGUGUACGCGACGAUAAUAGUACUCCACCUCUGUAUCGACAUGGCUACGCGGUCCGCGAUGACACGAGCUCGCCUGGCUCGGCCGCGUCCGCUUCACCGCGCCCCUGUAAGGACGAGGAUCCGCCAGCUACUGCCACUUGCUCUGAUUCACAUGAAUUAUUUUCACCCGAUGGGGAACGUAAAUCAGCUUGUGGCGUAUGCGGCGCACGGCUAGGUCCAGGAGUUGCACAGGCUCAUUUCCUGCAGGAGUUACAACAUUUAUAUAGUUUGACAGCAAUACCACGAGAUGCCACUGCUCCUUCACAUUCUUUGCACCAUCAAGAUGAGGAUGCUCGUUGGGAGACUUACCAAAGAAUAAGAGCUAACAGGCAGAGACGAUUAAAGUUGCGUAGUCGCAAGCGCCAUCAUACUGUUGAGAGUAUGUUGGGAUAUGACCUCGAAGAUGAGCGGCGUGAAGAGCGGCCUCGUGAGUCGCGCACUUAUGACGCCGAAGACGAGCCCGUUGACGUAGAAGGCGACUCCCUCGGCUGGCCCGAGGCGGCCAUCAACGUUGAUGAAAAAGAUCAACGCAAUGACGGAGAUAAAAUACACCUCAGCUAUGCUGAGGAUCUGGAAAUAUCGAGCACGAACGAUACGAUGCAGUCGCCUGAGCGCGUGAGGAUUGAAACUCCAAAACCGUUGUCUCUUGAGUGCACCAAAACAGAGAACGUGGAAAGGCCAGCUGAAGUGAGCACAUCGGAAUGGGCCGCCGGGACCGACGCCUGGCCUGCACUCGCCGAUGCCUACGCUCAUGCUCGUCACAAGAUCGACGGCGAAAUGCCUUCUUCCACUGAUUCUCGCAAC
This is a messenger RNA of Brenthis ino (lesser marbled fritillary), 1041 nucleotides long. Lineage: Eukaryota; Metazoa; Arthropoda; Insecta; Lepidoptera; Nymphalidae. The record is from the annotation of a GenBank genome assembly.